Messenger RNA from Neofelis nebulosa (Clouded leopard), 1859 nucleotides. RefSeq names its product nuclear receptor subfamily 1 group H member 3 (gene NR1H3). The record is from RefSeq and is a predicted model, not a curated record. The transcript has 10 exons. Gene Ontology annotation, molecular function: zinc ion binding; RNA polymerase II cis-regulatory region sequence-specific DNA binding; nuclear receptor activity. Lineage: Eukaryota; Metazoa; Chordata; Mammalia; Carnivora; Felidae. Gene Ontology annotation, biological process: positive regulation of transcription by RNA polymerase II; cell differentiation; negative regulation of inflammatory response. The coding region runs from base 365 to 1708 and encodes 447 amino acids.
GGGAAGCUGCUCCGUGGGUGUGGGGGACGGCGGCCAGGGUUCUGGUCAGUCGUCUCCAGUCUGCCUAGCAGGAAGGAGAAGUGGCCCGACCCCUCACCAGUCCCUCCCCUCAGCCUCUCCCCACAUUACUUUUCUGGGGCUCCGGUCCUUCACGGUCCUUCACUUGCUCAGCUCCGGCUCCUCCGCCAGCCAGCGAGGCCUCUGGACAGGGGAUUGCACCUUCCUCCUCUCCCAGCAAGGGGGCUCCAGAGACUGUCCCAGCCUGGAAGUCCGGUGGCCUGGGGAUUCGGUGGGUCUGUUCCUCAGCACUGGCCUGGGGCUCUGUGUGAGAGUCCCUUGGUAAUGUCCAGGGCUCCAGGAAGAGAUGUCCUUGUGGCUGGAGGCCCCUGUGCCUGAUGCUUCUCCUGACUCUGCAGUGGAGCUGUGGGAGCCAGAUGCACAAGAUGCAAGUGGCCAGGCGCUGGGAGUCAGCAACUGCGUCCUCAGGGAGGAAGCCAGCACGCCCCAGUCGGCUGGGGACUCCCUGGGGGCAGGGCUGGAGGCAGCAGAGCCCAUAGUCCUGCUCCCUGGGGUGGAUACCCCUCCAGAGUCUACAGAGCUCCGUCCGCAAAAACGGAAAAAGGGGCCAGCCCCCAAAAUGCUGGGGAAUGAGCUGUGCAGUGUGUGUGGGGACAAGGCCUCUGGCUUCCACUACAACGUGCUGAGCUGUGAGGGCUGCAAGGGAUUCUUCCGCCGCAGCGUCAUCAAAGGAGCGCGCUAUGUCUGCCACAGUGGGGGCCACUGCCCCAUGGACACCUACAUGCGUCGCAAGUGCCAGGAGUGUCGCCUUCGAAAAUGCCGCCAGGCUGGCAUGCGGGAAGAGUGUGUCUUGUCCGAAGAGCAGAUCCGCCUAAAGAAACUGAAGCGGCAAGAGGAAGAACAGGCUCAGGCCACAUCCAUGCCCCCAAGGGUGUCCUCACCUCCCCAAGUCCUGCCCCAGCUCAGCCCAGAACAGCGGGGCAUGAUUGAGAAACUGGUGGCUGCCCAGCAACAGUGUAACAGACGCUCUUUUUCUGACCGGCUCCGAGUCACGCCUUGGCCCAUGGCACCAGAUCCCCAGAGCCGGGAGGCCCGUCAGCAGCGCUUUGCCCACUUCACAGAGCUGGCCAUCGUCUCUGUGCAGGAGAUCGUUGAUUUCGCCAAACAGCUGCCUGGCUUCCUGCAGCUCAGCCGGGAGGACCAGAUCGCCCUACUGAAGACCUCUGCGAUUGAGGUGAUGCUCCUGGAGACGUCUCGGAGGUACAACCCUGGGAGUGAGAGUAUCACCUUCCUCAAGGACUUCAGUUACAACCGGGAAGACUUUGCCAAGGCAGGGCUACAGGUGGAAUUCAUCAACCCCAUCUUUGAGUUCUCCAGAGCCAUGAAUGAGCUGCAGCUCAAUGAUGCUGAGUUUGCUCUGCUCAUCGCCAUCAGCAUCUUCUCUGCAGACCGGCCCAACGUGCAGGACCAGCUCCAGGUAGAGAGGCUACAACACACAUACGUGGAGGCUCUGCAUGCCUACGUCUCCAUCCACCACCCCCAUGACCGACUGAUGUUCCCAAGGAUGCUAAUGAAACUGGUGAGCCUCCGGACCCUGAGCAGUGUUCAUUCAGAGCAAGUGUUUGCACUGCGCCUCCAGGACAAAAAGCUUCCCCCGCUGCUCUCUGAGAUCUGGGAUGUGCACGAAUGACUGUUCUUCCCCCAUAUCUUCUCUGUUUUCUGGGCUGGAGGGCUGAGGCGCCUGGCUGCCUCCUACAGGUGGAGCUGUCUGAGAAGGGCAAACAUUCCUGGGAGCUGGGCAAAGGAGAUCCUCGUGUGGCAUUAAAGGAGAGUCAAAGGGU